AUUUCAAUCGGAUAAUAAAUGGUUGAUAACAGACCACACACACUCACAACACCGCUUGCUGAAUUCCAGAUAAGCCUCUCUCUCUCCAAACCCUAAACCUACUCAACAUCAUCAAUCUAGUUUGCUCCACACAUGGAAUCACUACUCUCUCAAUCCACUUCCAUUCACCCUCUCUUCUUCUUCAAUCCAAACCAAUCAACAACACUUCGUCCCCAAUUCAAACCCCGCCCUCCUCGCCGCCCCAAUCUCUCCGUAUAUUCAAUCGAAAAGAACAGUUUUUUCCCCGCAAACAAUCAAGAUCGAUGGCAACAGCCGAGAACGCUGUUUCCGGGAGGGUACAAGAGGCCGGAGAUCAAAGUACCCAAUCUUAUUCUCCAAUUGAGCCCCGAAGAGGUGUUGGAGGAUACAAGUGUUGUGGAUUUGAUUGACGAGGCGGUUUCGAGGCGGGUUGGGGUUGUGGUGCUCAAUGGGGGUGUUGGAAGUGGUGGGAAGCUGUACGAGGCUGCUUGUUUGUUGAAGUCUGUGGUUAGGGACCGGGCUUAUUUUAUGAUUUCUGAGCGCGUUGAUAUUGCUUCUGCUGUUCAUGCCAGUGGUGUUGUCCUCUCUGAUCAAGGUCUUCCUGCCAUUGUGGCAAGGAGCACAAUGAUGGAUUCCAAUUCUGAUUCAGUAGUUCUUCCGUUGGUAGCAAGAAACGUGCAAACUUCAGGUGCUGCUUUAAAUGCGUCUAAUUCUGAAGGUGCUGAUUUUCUUAUCUAUAGGAUUGAUGGAGUAAAACAUGCUGAGGAACUCGUGAGAUUUGUUUUGGACAAUGUGAAAAUUCCAAUCUUUAUCAUGAUCUCAUUGCUUGGAUUUGACAUAUUAUCUAGUGAAGCUGCAAAAUUACUUAAAUCAGGAGCCAGUGGUUUAGUGAUCUCAUUGGAAGAAUUGAAAUUGUUCUCUGAUGAAGUCCUGAGCAAAUUGUUUUACAAUGCACAUCCAUCGAAUGAGAGAGGACAGGAAAAAAUUCUAAGCAGUGAUAAGCUCAAACUAUUGAAUGUUGACAAUGGCUUUCCUGGGAAAAAGGGGGUGGCUGGCUUUAUUAAAUUGGAGGACAGAGAACGUCAGUUGAUAGAAAAAGAGAAGUUGGUGUUGCUUGAAGUGAUAGAUGUUAUGCGGGAAGCUGCACCACUGAUGGAGGAGGUCUCACUUCUAAUCGAUGCUGUUUCUCAACUUGAUGAGCCAUUUUUUCUGGUUAUAGUGGGUGAGUUCAACUCCGGCAAAUCAACCGUCAUUAAUGCACUACUUGGAAAUAAAUAUUUAAAAGAUGGGGUUGUUCCCACAACAAAUGAGAUCACUUUCUUACGUUAUUCUGAGUUGGAAUCUAACCAGCAACAACGUUGUGAAAGGCAUCCGGAUGGUCAAUACAUAUGUUAUUUACCUGCUCCAAUUCUUAAAGAAAUGAAUAUUGUUGAUACACCCGGAACUAAUGUGAUUCUUCAACGGCAACAACGCCUGACUGAGGAAUUUGUGCCCCGUGCAGAUUUGCUUCUUUUUGUUAUGUCUGCUGAUCGCCCAUUAACUGACAGUGAGGUUUCUUUUCUCCGUUACACUCAGCAGUGGAAGAAAAAAGUUGUGUUUGUGUUGAAUAAAUCUGAUCUCUAUCAGAAUUCUAAUGAGCUCGAGGAAGCUAUUGUUUUUGUCAAGGAAAAUACCCAGAAGUUGCUUAAUUUAGAAAAGGUGACAAUAUAUCCUGUAUCUGCACGAUCUGCCCUCGAAGCAAAACUUUCAGCUUCCUACCAUGUUCAAAAAGAGAAUGAAGAACUAUCUACGACUGAUCCUCAUUGGAGAACCAGUAGUUUCUAUGAAUUUGAAAAGUUUUUGUAUAGUUUUUUAGAUGGGUCAACAAGUACGGGAAUUGAAAGAAUGAAGCUCAAGCUAGAAACACCUAUUGCAAUUGCAGAACAACUGCUUUCUGCUUGCCAGGAGCUUGUGAAAAAAAAGUGCCAGUGUGCCAAGCAGGACUUGAUAUCAGUAAAUGAACUAGUUGAUAGUGUGAAAGAGUAUGCAAUGAAGAUGGAAAGUGGGAGCAUUUCGUGGAAGAGACAGACUUUAUCACUGAUUGACAGUACACUUGCACGUAUUGUCAAGGUUAUAGAAUCAACUCUACAAUUAUCAAAUCUUGAUCUUGUUGCCUCAUAUGCUUUCAAAGAGAAAUCUGCUCCAAUGCCCGCCACCUCAAUUACUCGAAAUGACAUUAUUGGUCCUGCACUUUCUGAUGCACAAAAACUACUUGGGGAAUAUUUGACAUGGUUGCAAUCAAGCAAUACCCGCGAAGGAAGGCUGUAUAAGGAAUCUUUUGAGAAAAGAUGGCCUUCACUAGUUGAUCCACAGAAACAGGCUCAAUUGGGGAGCAGUGAGUUGCUGAUGAGAAAAUCUGAAGAGAGUGUAAAAGUGAUAGAGAAUUUCAGUGCUGCUGCUGCUUCCAAACUGUUUGAGCAAGAAAUUCGUGAAGUUUUUUUGGGUACUUUUGGUGGAUUAGGAGCAGCUGGUCUAUCUGCAUCACUUCUGACAUCUGUGCUACCUACCACAGUAGAAGAUCUUCUUGCUCUUGGCCUUUGUUCUGCUGGCGGAUUAUUGGCAAUUUCGAACUUCCCAGCCCGUAGACAAAGGAUGGUAGACAAAGUGAAAAGGACUGCUGAUGGCUUGGCUCGGGAACUAGAAGAAGCAAUGCAGAAGGAUCUCUUGGAGACAACUGAGAAUCUAGAAAACUUUGUGAAACUCAUUGGCCAGCCAUACCAAGAUUUAGCAGAGUGUAGUUUAAACGAACUUUCGGAGACUCAAGAGAAAUUAAAAGACGUUGAGAAAGAACUUGACAAAUUACGGAUUGAAAUCCAAAAUCUUCAUGUAUCGUGAUCACAUACGGUUUCUAUAUUAAUUCAGGGAGUGAGAUGUUGUUUCAUGUAUUUAGUAUUGUUGAAAUUAAAAAAAGUUGUGUUUAGUAUUGUUCAUGAAGAUCAGGCGUUGGGUGUGCCUGUGUGCACUUUUGUAUGUGCCUGGCUAGUUUUGGUAAGAUUAAAAUAAAUCAAACUAUUUGAGUUUGAGUCA
Messenger RNA from Camellia sinensis, 3084 nucleotides. RefSeq names its product FZO-like protein (gene FZL). Gene Ontology annotation, cellular component: chloroplast membrane. Gene Ontology annotation, molecular function: GTP binding. Lineage: Eukaryota; Viridiplantae; Streptophyta; Magnoliopsida; Ericales; Theaceae. The record is from RefSeq and is a predicted model, not a curated record. Gene Ontology annotation, biological process: thylakoid membrane organization.